AUGGAGAAGUUUCACUUCAACCCAAUUCCAUUAAAUUCCAAAACAAUUAAUUACUUCCCAAAAAUCGAGACACUUCACUUAUGGAAUGUAAUGGAUGAAAACUUUGGCAACGGAUUUAUAACCAACAUAGAAGAAAAUAAAAUUGUUUCAAAGAAAAAGUUUUAUCGAAUCAUUGUGUGGUUCAAUGUUGAUUUCGAAACUGUUGAUAGAAACAAAAAUCGAAACAUCGAAUUUAAAAAUGUCACUUACACUAAAAACGAUAGAGAGAAAUUUGGUAAUAACAUACCAUCAAUUGUUAAAUCAAUUGGUAAUGAUUGUUUCUAUAAAUGCAGUAGUUUGAGUUGUGUCAACAUACCAUCAAAUGUUACAUUUAUUGGUGAUGGUUGUUUCAGUUGUUCUAGAAAUCUGAGCAGUGUUACAAUACCAUUUGGUGUUAGAACUCUUGGUAUUCACUGUUUCAGUGGAUGCAGUAGUUUGAGCAGUGUUACAAUACCAUAUAGUGUGACGUCAAUUGGUAUAUAUUGUUUCUGUGGAUGCAGUAGUCUGAGCAGCAUUUCAAUACCAUCAAGUGUGACAUCUAUUGGUGAUUGGUGUUUUGGUAAUUGUAGUAGUCUAAUUAGUGUCAACAUACCACCCAGUGUUGCAUCAAUUGGUCAUAGUUGUUUUUCAUCAAACGCUAUAAUUUACCGAAGCAAAUGA
This is a messenger RNA of Entamoeba invadens IP1, 699 nucleotides long. RefSeq lists its product as hypothetical. The transcript has a single exon. The record is from RefSeq and is a predicted model, not a curated record. Bases 1 to 699 code for a protein of 232 amino acids. NCBI's taxonomy places the organism in Eukaryota, Evosea, Mastigamoebida, Endamoebidae.